GCCGAGCAACCUCCUGGUCUUUACUUUACGAGUGGCAAUUUGACUUGUUCUGCUGCAUGUCUGGAGGGAUCGAGGAAAGUGUGGAGACGCCUCGGGGAUUAAGCAAUCGCCGCUUGAAAAGAAAAAAAGCCAAACAAAUAAACAAAACCCACCCACCCUAACAAACAUGAGGCUGCUGGAGAGAAUGAGGAAAGAAUGGUUCAUGAUCGGCAUAGUGCUGGCGAUCGCCGGAGCUAAGCUGGAGCCUUCCAUAGGGGUGAAUGGCGGACCACUGAAGCCAGAAAUAACUGUAUCCUACAUUGCUGUUGCAACAAUAUUCUUUAACAGUGGACUAUCACUAAAAACAGAGGAGCUGACCAGUGCUUUGGUGCAUAUAAAACUGCAUCUUUUUAUUCAGAUCUUUACACUUGCAUUCUUCCCAGCAGCAAUAUGGCUUUUUCUUCAGCUUUUAUCAAUCACACCCAUCAAUGAAUGGCUUUUAAAAGGUUUGCAGACAGUAGGUUGUAUGCCUCCCCCCGUGUCUUCUGCAGUGAUUUUAACCAAGGCAGUUGGUGGAAAUGAGGCAGCUGCGAUAUUUAAUUCAGCCUUUGGAAGUUUUUUGGGCAUCGUUGUGACACCCCUGCUACUGCUGCUUUUUCUUGGCUCAUCCUCUUCUGUGCCUUUCACAUCUAUUUUUUCUCAGCUUUUUAUGACUGUUGUGGUUCCUCUCGUUAUUGGACAGAUUGUCCGAAGAUUCAUCAAGGAUUGGCUUGAAAGAAAGAAACCUCCUUUUGGUGCUAUCAGCAGCUGUGUGCUCCUCAUGAUCAUCUACACAACAUUCUGUGACACGUUCUCUAACCCAAAUAUUGACCUGGAUAAAUUCAGCCUUGUUCUCAUACUGUUCAUAAUAUUUUCUAUUCAGCUGAGUUUUAUGCUUUUAACCUUCAUCUUUUCAACAAGGAAUAAUUCGGAUUUCACACCAGCAGAUACAGUGGCUAUCAUUUUCUGUUCUACACACAAAUCUCUCACAUUGGGAGUUCCAAUGCUGAAGAUUGUGUUUGCAGGCCACGAGUAUCUCUCUUUAAUAUCUGUGCCCUUGCUCAUCUACCACCCAGCCCAGAUCCUCCUGGGAAGUGUGUUGGUGCCAACAAUAAAGUCAUGGAUGGUGUCAAGGCAGAAGGGAGUGAAGCUGACGAGGCCGACAGUAUAACGAAGGAGACGCACUUUCUGUAG
Messenger RNA from Cynocephalus volans (Philippine flying lemur), 1212 nucleotides. RefSeq names its product solute carrier family 10 member 7 (gene SLC10A7). The record is from RefSeq and is a predicted model, not a curated record. The coding region runs from base 167 to 1189 and encodes 340 amino acids. NCBI's taxonomy places the organism in Eukaryota, Metazoa, Chordata, Mammalia, Dermoptera, Cynocephalidae. Gene Ontology annotation, cellular component: plasma membrane. The transcript has 12 exons.